AUGGCUAAAGGCCAUUUCGCAAUCACCAUUCUAGCUCCAGAAGCUCUGUUUUUACCACUCUGCUACCAAAUAUUUUGAAAAGCAGAAAAAGUAACAAGAAAUUCUAAAAUGACAGAGUAUAAUGUGUUAGGACAGUUACAUCAUGCCAUUCUGCUACUCUUGCAGACACACUUGUCCACGUAAAGGUGUCUCAGUUAUUUUUCAGAAGCCAUAUUACUCACACUGACCUUGCAGUUAACUCAAACAAGUCUAGAAAGUUUUCUUCUUCACCUAUCCAAUACCACACAUCCAAAGACCAGAUCAACUCCUAGGGUUGCCACAAAGCCUCUCCAGAAAUAUUUAAAUGGUUGA
Myotis lucifugus (little brown bat) is the source of this 351-nucleotide messenger RNA. RefSeq names its product prostate and breast cancer overexpressed 1 (gene PBOV1). Lineage: Eukaryota; Metazoa; Chordata; Mammalia; Chiroptera; Vespertilionidae. The record is from RefSeq and is a predicted model, not a curated record.